GUUGGCCUUGCGUUUUUUUUUUUAUUGUCAAGAGCAAAACAUUGAAUUACUUUAUUAUAAAGACAAGCAUGGGGGUACAGGACAAGACUUUAACAAAGGAUUCCUCGGAUAUGCAGCAUGGAAGGAAGCGCAAGUCGGUUAACAUCGCACCUUUACUGAAAUCCGUGGCCCUCAGUAUCUACUCGGGAUUUGGAUUCAAAUGGUAUAUGAUCAACGUGAACCGCUGUCGUUUUCGGAAGAGGCGAUACUUCAUCAACCUGACGAACUUCCCCGACCAACUGCCCAGGGUCCUUUCGAGCACCUUGAAGCUGCUCAACUACCCUAGCUGGACCACCAUCUUCACUUUGACCACACCGCGGAGCUUCCUGACCUAUCAAGCCUUUUUCCCAAUGACCUCCAUCGUAAGAUUGACCACCAAAGAUGGAACGGCUAUCAGAUCUGAACCAAGCCGAAAGAAGUUUAAAAGUUGGCUCCUGGCGAAACGCAAGAAACAAUAAACCCACUGUUUUAUUGGAAUUUUUAAAAUCUAAGCGAAUCAAGGAAUAAGGAAUUUCUCGGACUCCAGCUGACUGAAAAAUAAUGUAGACCUAAAGAAAAUACAAAUAAAAAGAGUAGGCUUUUAUUCUUCAG
Messenger RNA from Drosophila suzukii, 630 nucleotides. RefSeq lists its product as uncharacterized. The record is from RefSeq and is a predicted model, not a curated record. Lineage: Eukaryota; Metazoa; Arthropoda; Insecta; Diptera; Drosophilidae.